AUGCUCCACGAAAUCCUCCUCUCGCUCUCCGGGCACCCGUCCGCGCUCUUCGAUGCCCCCGACCACGUGACGUCGACCACCCAGUCACUGCUGCAUCCGUCUGAAAAGGAACUUUUGUCCUCAAUAGGACAUUUAUCGCAACUGCAUCGGGAUACGCGCGAUCAUGUUGCUAAGAUUGCCGCUUCUCAUCCUUCCAUCAUCUGCAGGGCAGUUGCUACGUCAAUCACCUCACACCAUCUUGAGCAGUUUCAGCGCAAGAUCCUUGAAGUUGAGAGCCGUAUUCUCAAACAGGACUCUACUACUGUCGGCGCAUACAACAUUGUGCCGCUCGCAGGCGUGGUCAGCGAGUUUUCCGAAUGGGUCAGGCUGAUGACAUGGCUCUGGACCAUCAGCAACUACAUGCCACCUUCGGAUGCUACUUCUAAGAGCGAAAACAUCACAUCAAAAGCUGCUUCUGGAGCUGCAAUCAUAGACAAGCUGAGAACCGAGGCUCAGACAGGGUUUCCUGAUAUUGCAGAGGCAGCACAUGGCCUGAGCAAGGUCGCGGAAACUUCGUGGCUACGGCAGCUAUCCACAUGGCUGUUGUAUGGCCGCCUUCCUUCGUUUGGUCGUUCAGAUUUCUUCAUCCAGCAAGAUGAUGGAGAUGCAGAUGAGCAGAUUUUCAUGCUGCAGAACAAAUUGCUACCCAAGUUUGUAACGAGGCAGACGGCUCUUUCUAUCCUCUUCGUUGGCAAGUCCCUUAACCAGAUCCGCUCGUUACCGUCGGCUGUAAAAGCAUCAAACGCAGCAAAUUCAGCGUCAGAACUUGAUUUGCUACCCAAGCACGUUCAACAUCUCGCGGGAGUGAGCGUGCCAGUUGUAGCCUCGCAACUAUCCGAGGCUGUCGCAAACAUUCGCUUGUCUUUGUCAAGAAACCUUUUACAGCACCUGCUUCCUCGCGAAAAGAUUAUAGAGACAUUGAACGUUCUAUAUCAAUUUUUCCUCAUUGGUCGGGGCGAGUUUGCUCUCACCUUGAUCGCAGAGGCGGAUGACAAGAUGUCAUCUCGACACCGAGGCCAACUGGCAGCAAAAUCUAGCCAAUCUGUAAAGGGCGUGUUGCUAAAGGAAGCAGAGAUCAGUCAGAUCCUCGCGCGCUCCUUGUCCAUUCUUUCAACCUUAUCCAGCGAAGAUGAAUCCACAGAUGAUAUCCUGGACGUGGCAACGCAGCUACUUCAUCUCAGUGUGAACACCUCGUCAACUCAACGGCCCGGAACCCCAGGCCGUGCAAAGGACACAGAAUCUGCGCUUCCACAGCUCCCCAAUGCAGCAUUCGAUGAGCUACUGCUGUCAGUGCCAACAUCUCUCACCAUGGACAUCCAUUCACCACUCGAUUUGUUCGUAACCAAGACAGACCUUGAUGUCUACUCAACGAUCAAUUCUUGCCUGCUUGCAGUUCGAAGAGCCCAUCUACACUUGGCGGAGCUAUGGAGGUACAGCUCGAUACGAAGAGACUACCCAUGUCCCCCAGGCUACCAAUUCAGCAACUCUGCACACGGCAAAGCAAUCCUCAAGAGACGUCGCCAACGAGCUGCAAAGCGAGCUCAAGAUAUGCGACGAAUCUGGGCGACAUGUGCAGCCGCCAUCUUCUUCUUGGCGGAAAGCGAAGCCUACUUCCACGGAACCGUUGUCCAACAAACCUUCACCCACUUCAUCACCUGGGUAACAGGACCCCAGAGCAAUUCCUCCACAGAAGCCUCCUCACGCCCUGCUACAUCCUCCGGCUUCCGCAAAUCCGCAACAGACGGGGGCGCACACCAACAACACGACCCCGAAGCCCUAGCAUCAGCACACCGCCGCUUCCUCUCCUCCAUCGCAUACUCCCUCCUCCUCACAGACCAAGCCUACACAAAGGCCCUCCGCACACUCUGCACGCACGUCGACGAACUCGUAGCCUACAUCACGCGCCUCACCAAGAUCCAACAAAGCCUCGAUCUCGAAGAAGACGAGGGCGUGGAGGACUAUGUGCAAAACUACAAGAAGGAAGAAGGGCAGGUUGCCGUGGAAAUGGAUCGUGCGAGGAGGAGGUUGGAUAGCGAUCUCAAGGCGCUGGUGGAGCGGCUAAGAGAAAUUGAUAGUGAGAGGAUUGGUGCUUCUGCGCCUGGUACGGCGAAUGCGGCGAGUAUGGAGGAGGGCGCGUAUGAGCCGUUGAGGGUGGGGGGGAUUGAUCGGUUGUUGAUGAAGUUGGAUUGGAGUGGUGAGGACGAAGAGGAGGAGACGGAGGAUUUGCUGUGA
Messenger RNA from Pyrenophora tritici-repentis Pt-1C-BFP, 2271 nucleotides. RefSeq names its product Spc97. NCBI's taxonomy places the organism in Eukaryota, Fungi, Ascomycota, Dothideomycetes, Pleosporales, Pleosporaceae. Gene Ontology annotation, molecular function: gamma-tubulin binding; microtubule minus-end binding. Gene Ontology annotation, cellular component: equatorial microtubule organizing center; centrosome; mitotic spindle pole body. Gene Ontology annotation, biological process: microtubule nucleation; spindle assembly; mitotic cell cycle. The record is from RefSeq and is a predicted model, not a curated record.